CUCAGCCUCGCCUCCCUAACGUUGUCUUCAAACUACUCAGCCUGAGCUGCCCCCCCCUGAUGUGCUCAUUUGUAACCCAGUCCUGGUCGCUCCUAAUGAAACACUCCCCAUCUUCAGCUCUGCCUCUUAUCUUUUUGUAGCAGCAUCCUGUGACACCUGGGAGCAGGAAGGAGACGAGAAGCCGCUCAGCGCCAGGUCCUGUUAAUGAAAGCAAGGCAUCGAGCGACUCCUCGCUGAGCGGAGACGUGUUUACCAAAGCUGACGGAGCAGACGGAGGGAGCCCAAACCGCCGACAGUGAUGGGUCCACCAGUCAGGCAGAGCAUCAAUGAAGCUCAGAUGCUAAGCAGAUUUGUGGCCGAGGGAGUUAUGUGGGCUGACAAAAGGACCCAACUUCUGACACAGUAGGCUGUAAUCACACACUCGCUCUCUCACACUCACACACUUCUAAUUUCCUAGAUUAAGAAUGUAUAUGCUGCGUAUGUUUCCGUGUCUCCCACCAUGAAAUGUGGCUGUGUGAGGAUCCUCCUGAGCUCCUUAGCCUCCAUGUUCUCUGGAUAGCAGGCGAUGGUUUCCAGUACCUGCAGAGAAAACGGGACUAUUAAUGGAGCAGCAUUAGAAGUUUGAUGGAGGAAAAUACAUGCUGGACUGCCGUACGCUCACACUCCUCUGCACAUUCCUACACAUUCACAGCUGUGCCGGAUCUCCUGUGGAAGGAUUAUUGAUGAUCCUAAUGUUUAACAGCCCUGAGCCACAAUGAAUACUUCUUUCACACCAGCGCUUCCAGCCUCCGCACUGUUAAACACAUCUCUCCCUAUGUCUACUUCACUUCUGCCCAUCUCCAUGUCAUCCACCUCUCUUGCUCCUUUCUCCACCUCAAACUAUUCAGCGGUCUCUACAACUCCGUCUACAUGCUCAUUUAAUGAUGAAGGCCUCCGUCUCCUGCUGGCAGUGGCAUACUCCCUUUUCUUCAUCUUUGGACUUGUGGGUAACCUCUUUGCUCUGUGGGUCUUCCUGUUCCUGCAUUCAAGCCAAAACUCAGUGCGGGUGUUCCUCAUCAACUGCGCAGUGGCUGAUCUGGUCCUCCUGGCAUGCUUGCCCUUUAGGGUCUUCUUCCAUAUUAAUGGAAACAUUUGGACAUUGGGACCUUUAGCCUGUAAGGUGGUGGGAAAUUUAUUUUACAUGAACAUGUAUAUGAGUAUAUUUUUACUCGGCCUCAUCAGCCUGGAUAGGUACUUGAGACUGAAGGGGACAGGCAGAGCACGGAGAGGCCUAAGACUCAGGCUGUGGGGGUACAGUAAGCCAUGGAGCUGGGUGGCAUGUGGGGUUCUGUGGAUUGGGUUCCUGGUGGGAGUGGUGCCCAUGAUUGCAGGAGCAGAGGAUAAAGAAACCAGCGAUCAAUGCUUUCAGUACAAAAAGCGACACAAAGCCAAAGGGAAAGCCUACGUCAACGCAGGGCUGGUGGCGAUGUUCUGGCUCAUCUUCAUCAUCCUCGUGGUUUCCUAUGCCAAGAUUGCCUCCCAGCUGCAGCAGGUGUCACGGGACAAGCCGGACCUUCCUAACGCGCAGAGAUACAGACGAACUGCCAAGAAGUCCUUCUUUGUCCUCUUUCUGUUCACCGUCUGCUUCGCGCCUUACCACGCCUUUCGCCCUUUCUACAUCCACUCCCAAGUGAGUGAAAACUUAUCCUGUUACUACCAGCAAAUAAUGGACCGAACCAAUGAGGUGAUGCUGUUGUUCUCUGCCUUUAAUAGUUGCUUGGAUCCUAUCAUGUACUUUUUGUUAUCCGGCUCUGUGCGUAAAACUGCCCUCCAGGCAAUUGGAAGCAGACUUGGCAACCGGCUUCUCUUCCUUAAUGACGGAACAUCUAACAGCUCCACAAUGGAUUUCAGACGCCCGUCUAUGCCGGUGGUUUUACCUGACCCUGCUGUAAACACUCAUUCGCUCACCCCCCGAACCAGUAUGUGUGUCAUCAACUCUAACCUCCACUGCAUUAGAGCGACUACGCUUCCACCUGCUGGCCAACAGUGAUCAAAAACGCAAACCUAACAUUUCCGUUUAACUUCUUUUGUUACAUAUUAAUUCCUUGUUUUUAACUAUUGAGAUUAACAGUGAUGUAUUUUGAACAAGUUAUGGCUGAAGACAAUAUCCUACAGCCCAAGAAAUGUAUCUUUAGAUUGCUUUAAAUGCUUUGUUUUGUUUUUUUCCUCUUCUUCUUUUGGACCAACAUCCAAUAUAAGAAAGAAAAAACAUAUAUAUAUAUUAACUAUGGAUCAUGCAAAUUUACUGCAGUAAAGUCUGCUCAUAAAUUCUGGGAUAAAAAUUUUUUUUUUUAAAAAAAAGCAGUUUUUUAGGCUAAAAUUGUGCAAUUAUUUAGUAUUUUGGAGUAAAUUAAAUGUAAAUAAAGUAUUUUUACAUUUA
Molecule: messenger RNA, 2419 nt
Organism: Archocentrus centrarchus (flier cichlid)
Lineage: Eukaryota; Metazoa; Chordata; Actinopteri; Cichliformes; Cichlidae
Product: probable G-protein coupled receptor 34
Exons: 6
Coding region: 755-2029 (424 amino acids)
Biological process (GO): G protein-coupled receptor signaling pathway
Cellular component (GO): membrane
Molecular function (GO): G protein-coupled purinergic nucleotide receptor activity
Source: RefSeq, a predicted model, not a curated record